AUGAGCAAACAAAAAUCGACAACAACUGUUAUCAGUGGUGCAGCAGCGAUGCCUAGCACCACCACUAUUACCAACGCGAACAAUUGUGCUGCUGCUGUGCUGCCUCGACCUAAGCGUCGAGAGCUUCAAAACUCUCUGCUGGUAUGGCUUGAUACCAAUUUCGAUGAAUCCAAAGGCGACUAUAAAAAAUCAAUACAACAUUUACGAAAUAUUUUAGAAACAGUGACAACAUUUACAGACAUUGACGAAUGUAUUGAUUUUCUAAGUGAUAUUGAAAAUGAAAAUGUAUUUAUGAUCAUCUCUGGUGCCCUGGGACAACAUAUAAUACCGGUAAUUCAAGAAUGCCCACAGUUAGUCUCAAUUUAUAUUUUCUGUGAUAACCAAUUGAUUCAUGAACGAUGGGCCAAAACAAUUGCUAAAGUAAAAGGUGUGUACACACAAAUUGAACCGAUUUGUGACGCAUUACAAAUCGAUCGAAGAAAUUGUGAUCAAGAUAUGAUCUCGAUCAGUUUUAAUCGUAUUGAUCCGUUAUUUAUGUAUACACAAUUGCUAAAAGAAGCACUCUUGGAGAUCGAAGAUGACGAUGUCAAAUCGAUUAAAGAACUUGUUGAAUACUGUCGCCUUCAAAGCGAUGCUUCCGAAAAAACACUUGAAAAGAUUGAAGAAGAAUAUCGUAAACAUUCACCCAUUUGGUGGUACACAGGUCCAUAUUUUAUCUACUCAAUGCUUAAUUGUGGUCUUCGACAAAUGGAUGUCGAUAUUAUCCUGAAGAUGGGCUUCUUCAUCCGACAUCUACAUCAGCAUAUUACCGAACUACAUCACGAACAAAAAGGCAGCAUGCCAACAAAUUUUCAAGUCUUCCGUGGACAAGGUUUGUCCAUGGAAGAUUUUGAAAAAAUGAAAAAAACCAAAGGAGGACUUAUGUCCUUUAAUAAUUUCCUGUCAACAAGUCGUAAUCGCGAGAUAUCUUUCAAAAACUUUGCACGACCAGCAGCAUUUAAUUCAAAUUCAGUUGGCAUCCUUUUCAUUAUGAACAUUGACACGGCUAUUUGUACAAAUUCAUCGACACCAUUUGCUGAAGUAAGCAAAGUUGGUUACUACAAAGAUAAAGAGGAAGAAAUACUAUUUUCAACACAUGCGAUUUUUCGUAUCGAUCGCAUUGAACGAAUUCCCGAUAAUCACUCUGAUCGGCUAUACGCAGUCACUCUCACUAUUGUGGGUAAUGACAAUCAUGAAUUGAACACACUUACUGCACAUAUACGUAAGGACCUUGGUGGUCGCACAGGAUGGUCUCAACUUGGUCUCAUACUUAUUAAAGUGGGCGAACCUGCAAAAGCUGAACAACUCUAUCAGAUUCUCCUCGCAAAGGCGUCUUCUGAUCAAGAUCGAGCGGAAUACAAUCAUCAACUUGGCUGGGUGUAUAAAGACAUGGGCGAGUACUCAAAAGCACUUUUAUAUUAUGAAAAAUCACUGGAUAUUUACAAGAAAAUUCUCUCUCCAAAUGAUCUCAGUUUGGCUAGUUCCUACAACAACAUCGGUGCGGUGUAUUAUAACAUGGGCGAGUACUCAAAAGCACUUUCAUCGUAUGAACGAUCACUUGAAAUCCAGAAAAUAGCUCUCCCUCCGAAUCAUCCCGACUUGGCUGCUUCCUAUCUCAACAUCGGUACGGUGUAUUAUAAGAUGGGCGAGUACUCAAAAGCACUUUCAUCGUAUGAACGAUCACUUGAAAUCCAGAAAAUAGCUCUCCCUCCGAAUCAUCCCGACUUGGCUUCUUCCUACGAAGGUAUCGGGUUGGUGUAUAAUGACAUGGGCGAGUACUCGAAAGCACUUCUAUCGUAUGAACGAUCACUUGAAAUCCAGAAAAUAGCUCUCCCUCCGAAUCAUCCCGACUUGGCUGCUUCCUACAACAACAUCGGCUUGGUGUAUGAUAACAUGGGCGAGUACUCAAAAGCACUUUCAUCGUAUGAACGAUCACUUGAAAUCCGUAAAAUAGCUCUCCCUCCGAAUCAUCCCGACUUGGCUGCUUCCUACAACAACAUCGGCUUGGUGUAUAAUAACAUGGGCGAGUACUCAAAAGCACUUUCAUCGUAUGAACGAUCACUUGAAAUCCGUAAAAUAGCUCUCCCUCCGAAUCAUCCCGACUUGGCUGGUUCCUACAACAACAUCGGUAUGCUGUAUGAUAACAUGGGCGAGUACUCAAAAGCACUUUCAUUUCUUGAAAAAGCACAUGAAAUUGAUCGCAAAACAUUGCCACCAAAUCAUCCACAUAUCGCACAAUCGAAAAGAAACAUUGAAAAUGUAAAAAAGAAAAUGUAA
Messenger RNA from Rotaria sp. Silwood1, 2316 nucleotides. NCBI's taxonomy places the organism in Eukaryota, Metazoa, Rotifera, Eurotatoria, Philodinida, Philodinidae. The record is from the annotation of a GenBank genome assembly.